AUGGAAAACCAGUCAGCGCGUGCGUAUUGCCGGCAAGCCCCGCAAGGCGGGGCUGAAGGCGGGGUCCGAGAUGGGGCCGACCAGCGCUUGCGCACCGGAGAGGAGCUUGGCGGGUCGGAGCCGGAGGCGGAGACUAUCGGCGCGUGCGUACUGGUGCGCAGCUUCGGGGCUCUUACGUGUUCCGCCGUUUUCCAUGAUCUCAGCUGUCAGGAUGGGGAGAGGGCAGCUAGGCUGCCUCCCCAGGCCUGGCCGCCAACACUGCCAACACCACUGCCUGAGGAGGAGAGCAGGGAGAGGCUGGUGGAGCUGCAUGCCUCCUUCAGGGAACUGUUCACCUUCUUCUGCACCAACGCCACCAUCCACGGUGCCAUUCGCCUUGUCUGCUCCAGCCAGAACCGCCUCAAGACAGCGUCCUGGGGGCUGCUGUUCCUGGGCACCUUGGGCAUGCUCUACUGGCAAUUUGGGCUUCUCUUCGAUCAGUACUGGCGCUACCCAGUCAUCAUGUCGGUGUCUGUGCAUUCAGAGCGCAAGCUCUUCCCAUCCAUCACUCUGUGUGACAUGAACCCACAUCGGCCGAGCUCCAUCCGCCACCAUCUGCAGGCUCUGGAUGAGUUUGCCCAGGAGAAUAUUUACACAUUGUACAAGUUUAACUUCAGCAAGGACUGGGGGGACACCUUCGCUGACAUCCCUGGCCCCGAGCCCUCCUUCCAGCUGGACCGUGGGAUCCGUCUGCAGAAGUUGAACCACCCAGACAGCCAGCACAAAGUGGGAUUCAGACUGUGUAACAGCACCGGUGGUGACUGCUUCUACCGCACUUUCUCAUCCGGCGUGACAGCCAUCCGGGAGUGGUACCACUUCCACUACGUGAACAUCCUGGCCCUGUUGCCCACUGCCCACGAGGACCACCACCAAAGCCACGGCGGCCACUUCAUCUUCUCCUGCCGAUAUGACAACAAGAACUGCCAGGCCCGGCACUUCCGGACAUUCCACCACCCCACCUAUGGCAGCUGCUACACCUUCCAUGGUGUCUGGACUGCACAGCGCGCUGGCAUCACCCAUGGGAUCAGCCUGGUCCUCAGGGCUGAGCAACAGGACCACCUUCCUCUGUUGUCCACGGAGGCUGGCAUCAAGGUCAUGGUUCAUGGGCACAACCACACACCCUUUCUGGAACACCAUGGCUUUAAUAUCCGGCCAGGGACAGAGACAACCAUUGGCAUUCGUGAGGAUGAGGUGCACCGGCUUGGGAGCCCCUACAGCCACUGCACAGACAGCGGGGGGGGAGGAGUGGGCAUGCCGCUGCUGUACAACACCUCGUACACCAUGCAGGCAUGCCUGAUGUCCUGUUUCCAGCAAUUAAUGGUGGAGACUUGCUCCUGUGGCUACUACUUCUACCCCCUGCCGGCUGGGGCCCAGUACUGCAGCUAUGCUCGCCAUCCCGGCUGGGGUCACUGCUUCUACCGUCUCUACCAUGACCUGGAAACCCACCAGCUCCCCUGUGCCUCCCGCUGCCCCAGGCCUUGCAGGGAGUCUUCCUACAAGCUAUCCGCAGGGACAUCCAAGUGGCCUUCUGACAAGUCUGCAGUGAGUCCUCUGAAGGGAAAGGUGGAGGGGCACAUAACCAGGCAGACCUCACGAGUUACACGGAGCCCACCGGAGACAGGGGCAGGGCUGGGGCUAACCCAGCCUGCAGCCCUGUGGUCUCUUCCUCACACCCAUCCAUGUUGGUGGGAGGGAUGGCCACAGAGAGCCUUCUGUGUGCAGGACUGGAUCCUGGCUGUGCUUGGUGAACGGAGGAGCCCUUGGAGCCAGAGCCUGAAUCGGAGCAAGAGGAGCAACAUGGCCAAAGUGAAUAUCUUCUACAAAGAGCUCAACUACCGGACUGUGGAUGAGGUGCCUGUGUACUCGGUGCCACAGCUGCUCUCGGCCAUGGGCGGCCUCUGGAGUCUGUGGUUUGGCUCAUCUGUCCUGUCUGUCCUGGAGCUGCUGGAACUGCUGCUGGAUGCCACGGCUCUCGCCCUGCUUUUGGGCUAUCGCCGGCUCUGCAGGGCACAGACACCACAGCCGGGGGCCAGCACUGCCUCAGGGGCAUCGCAAAUCACAGCAGAGGCCAGCGAGAUGCCCCCCAACUGCAGACAUGGCGUCAAACAUCCAGGAGGCCCAGCUGGCGUCAUCACUCAUGGGCACUUCCAGGGGCUCUGGUGGGACUCUCAGCUAAAGAGUUAGGCUGAGCUCUAGUCCCUGGAGACUCCUAACACCUGAAAUAGCCUUGCCAAGGCCAUCGGCCACUUGGCCUGGUCCUGGGAGCUGUGGCAGACAUGAGCUUUGGCUGCCCAAGGAGGGCCAGAUCGGCCCCCGAAGGCCU
Molecule: messenger RNA, 2362 nt
Organism: Tupaia belangeri chinensis (Chinese tree shrew)
Lineage: Eukaryota; Metazoa; Chordata; Mammalia; Scandentia; Tupaiidae
Gene: SCNN1D
Product: sodium channel epithelial 1 subunit delta
Exons: 14
Coding region: 1-2223 (740 amino acids)
Biological process (GO): sodium ion transmembrane transport
Cellular component (GO): sodium channel complex; plasma membrane
Molecular function (GO): ligand-gated sodium channel activity
Source: RefSeq, a predicted model, not a curated record